UAAAAUGCAUAGCCACACAUUAAUAUAACUUUAUGUAGGGAUAUCAUGAAAAUGUUAGGGUGUAAUGUAACUAUCUAGACAGUAAAAUGAAGUUCCUUUGCAAAAUCACGUAAACCUUAUACUGUGCUAUUCUUGUCAUUAAAACUACAACAAAAUGUUCAAUUUCACUCUCUUUCAGCGUUUAUGAUUGGUCAGUUCAAAACAUCCCUAAUUUUAAGGAGUUAAAGUAAUGUAACAAAUUUUUUUCAUAAUCUAAAUAACCAUCCAAUUUUCUCUAUUCAACAUAAAAGAUUGAAAAUUCAAAAAUCUUUCGAGUAUUUUAUAUUCUAGUAUAGAAGGAUUCUUUACUUGAACCAUUAUUGUUAAUGUGUUAAUAUCCUUGUAAUUAUUAUCAUUAUUACAAUCAUUAAUAAUAACAUUGAUGGCACUUGAACCAGUAGUAAUUAGUCUUCGCAGAGCAACAUCAGAUAAAUCCUGGGGAUUUGUAUUACAAGGUGGUGUUGAUCAAGGCUUGCCAGUAUUUGUCCAUAAAGUUACACGUAAUGGAAUAGCUCAUAAGUCUGGACUCGAACCUGGAGAUGUAAUAUUGAAAAUAUGCGCAACUCCGAUCACUGGGAUGAUCCAUGCCCAAGUGAAAGCUGAAAUUUUAAGAGCUGGUAACGAUUUGGAUUUUAUGGUUAAAAAACGUGAUUUCAAUGUAGUUGCAUAUAAUCAAACAAUGCAACAAAUUGCUGCUUCUAAUCGACCAAUUGAUGUCGCUUCAAAUUCACCUGAACCACGUGCUGAAAUAGUUGAAGAACAUUUAUGGCGACAUGGUGGUCCAACAUUUAAAAAUGUUCAACCAAAAUCAUAUAAAAUCCUUGAACAACAAUUACCGCAAUCAAGUAUGGGAGGUCCUGCACCGGGUUCUGUAUUCGAUCGUAGUAUGGAUGAACGAUCACCAUAUUUACAAGCUACUGAGCAAACUAUUCAAAAAGCUUAUGGCGAGUCCUAA
This is a messenger RNA of Schistosoma bovis, 994 nucleotides long. The record is from the annotation of a GenBank genome assembly. Lineage: Eukaryota; Metazoa; Platyhelminthes; Trematoda; Strigeidida; Schistosomatidae.